This is a messenger RNA of Pisolithus orientalis, 653 nucleotides long. RefSeq lists its product as uncharacterized. The coding region runs from base 11 to 454 and encodes 147 amino acids. The transcript has 3 exons. NCBI's taxonomy places the organism in Eukaryota, Fungi, Basidiomycota, Agaricomycetes, Boletales, Pisolithaceae. The record is from RefSeq and is a predicted model, not a curated record.
GGCUAAACUCAUGCAUCAGCAUCAUCUGUACAGAGGCCACCGCGCAAGCUCUUUCUCUGCAAUAGAUCUUAUUGAGCUCAACGAGCUACGAGCGCGGCAGAGAACGUUCGACGGUGCAUAUCGUCGGACUGCACUUGCAUGUCUUGGAUAUGCCUUGACUGUUCUCCGUCUCUUCGACGUCCGAUUUUACAAGAUCGGCAUUCUCUACCUCGUACUCGCUAUUCUCCUCUUCAUUCUUUCCUACGUCCGCGCUCGGCACUCCAGGCAUGAUUUUGCUGACAGGUCAUCGGAAAAGUUGAGUACGUUGUACAAGCAAGCCAUCCCAACCGUUGGCCAAGAAGACGCCCGAGAGUUUGGACGUCCUUUUGUCACUGCAGGUUUCGAUGUUGCUCUCAUCGCAGUAGUGGUGUUUGCAGUGGAGAUUGCAAUACUAGCGCUCAUCAUCGAGCUCUGAUCCCUCAGCUUACUAGCUCGCGAGUUCUAUCUAAGCACUCCAAAUGGCUAGGAGCCUAUCAGCAUUUCGGCGAUGCUGAGUACAAUUACCAGAAGGCGUCAGUAAACUUCCGUACUCGUAUUAGAAUUGCUCGAGGCUGCUCAAGACACUGAAAAUGUCGCAGACACAGCGAACAUGACAGGUAGUAAAUCUGUGCUCU